This is a messenger RNA of Enterobius vermicularis (human pinworm), 633 nucleotides long. The record is from the annotation of a GenBank genome assembly. Lineage: Eukaryota; Metazoa; Nematoda; Chromadorea; Rhabditida; Oxyuridae.
AUGUUAGAGUGUAAAUGCGAUUCUGAAGACGAUAAUAACUGUUACUUAUGCUGUGGUAACUCAUAUUCCAAGUGCUUGCCGGCACACGAAUAUAAUAUUUUGAAGAGUAACGGUGAAAGGUGGGAGAGUGAUGCUUGUGCCAGAUGUCGGCGGCGUGGCGAUGAAAUGGAAGGGCUUCAGUGUGAUGACAAUGACCCGACAAGGCUUUGUAUGCAAGGGAAAUGCUCGAACAGUGUCUGUCGUACAAAACAGGAAGGAAACUUCUGUGAUCGGAAUGAAAAGAAGAUUUGUGUAGACGAUGUCUGUGAAAAUCCGUGCGCUCGAUUUGCAUCACAUUUACGUGUUUGCGAAUGUCCAGAGAUUGACCCGGAUACUCUGUUUGCUUCAGAUGAUCGCUGUGAGCUAUGCUGUCAGGAUCAUACAAUGAGGCCAGCAGCCCGACAGUGCCAAAAUGCAUUCCGAAAGUAUAAGAUUGUUUCCAAAGACAAUAACCCGAUUCUACGAGUUGGACUCAGCUGUGCUGGUGGCAAAAAGUGUAAUCGUUAUGGUAUAUGUGCCUGCGCUUCAUUGAGGCCUUCUUUAUUUCUCACUACUAUUAUCAUUUUUUUAUUAGCUGUAUUGACACACAGAUGA